GAUCAUAGCUCCUCCCCCUUAGUGACGCACGCUCCUCUCUGGAGCGGACUGCAUUGAACACACACUGAAUUCAAUGAAGAGUGCAGUAUACAAACUUUACUUUAACAACAACACUGGAGGAGCAAAAUACUUUUCAUUGCUGCUGACAGGUCAGGAAAUUUCACCACAGAAACCUCUUCCUCUCCCCCCAUGACAUUGAGUGGUGUGGUGGGACAUCACAGCCGGUCUGGUUAAUGAUGAUGUCAACAGUGAUGACUAAGGUUUGGAAGAUGUACAGCAGGUGUCCAAUGCAGGAAACCCCAAUAAGGAAUUAUGUCUCUUGAAUGAUUCUGUGGAAUUGCUGUCAGAUUAAGUUUUGUAUCCCGACUCAUUCAGAAGUCACUGUGAGCUGUAUGAGGUGAACCGUCAGAAUCAUGUCAGAUUUUGGACACGUUGGAGCCACACGGGUCAUCAGUAGUAACUCAGAUGAGGAUGAACCACAGCCGAAUAAAAGUGAGGAGAAUAAUUCGGAUCGCGGACACAAAGCUAUGAUGGACAAGAUAGAGGAGUUUUUUAAGAUCUGUGACAGCGAGGGAAAAGGCUUCAUCACACGCACUGAUAUGAGGAGGUUACACACAGAAUUGCCGCUAACUGCUGAUGAGCUCGAGAACGUCUUUGACUCGCUAGAUCUUGACAAAAACGGCUCCCUCAGCGUAGGAGAGUUUUCCUCUGGAUUCAGUAGAUUUCUUCAUAGACGGAGCAUCUCUAUAACAGAGGAUUUAUUUCUCACACCGUCUCAAAAUGUCCCAGAAGACCUUCAUGAGAGCCAAUGGGACGAGUGUUUUUCAGAAAAUGAAGAUGAUGAAGAGAGGCAUUUCAGCAUGUUGAUAGAGAGCUUGGGUGCCAGCAAUGUCUUUGAGGACCCGAAUGAGGUGCGCAGUCUGUGGACUCAGCUCAGGAAAGAUGAACCUCACCUCUUGUCUAACUUUGAAGAGUUUCUGGCCCGUGUCACACAUCAAAUCAAAGAUGCACAACAAGAUAGGAAACAGAUGGAGAGCGCCCUCAAGAGAAACGCAGCCACACAUGACAGUGAAAUCCGUAAAUUGUAUGAGGAAAUGGAACAAGAGAUCACUAAAGAAAAAGAUCGAGCAAUACUGAAGGACUCUGAAAGUCUGCAGAUGCGCAGCCAGAACCUCCAGCAGCAGCUUCGCAAUAAAGAACAAGAUCUGGAGCAACUUUUCCAAAAACAAAGGAGGUUGGAGCGGCAAUGUCUCGAGCUUCACAGCGAGCACCAGGAGAGCCGGCUAGAAAACGUCAAACUGAAACUGACCAAUGAGGAGCUGUCUCAGGAGCUCGCGCACACCUGCCAGGAGCUGAUGUUGGCUCAGGAGCAGCUGGGCGUCCUGCAGGAGCAGGCAUCUCGACUACAGAAGGAGAGAGAGAUGGAGAUGUACAGAAUUACAGAAGGACUGCAGAGAGAAAAACAAAGUUUGAUGAAACAGUUGGAUCUACUCAGAGAAAUGAAUAAGCAUCUAAGAGAUGAGCGAGACAUUAGCUUUCUGAAACCCAACAAUUCAAUAAAGAAACCGUCACGGACGCAAAGGCCGAGCUCAACCUCGACGAAAUACAAAGAGAGAAAAUCAUCAGUCAAAAAAGAAGUUGACAAAGAGGAAGUGACUCAUCACCCUAACAGGAAGUCCUCCUCUACAGUGAACGAUCGCUGCCUACCCUUUACCACAGGGGAUGAUGGGAAGGUAGCUGGGGACACAGAAAGUGUAAACGUUGGGACGGAUGUGGAGGAUUCGCCCCCAGAUGGUUGGCCUCUACGCAGGGUCAUUUCCAUCGAGGAGGACCACCUGCCCCACCUGCUGCAAGGAGACCCCCAUCUUCUGCUCCACCAGUUGAGCGAAGAAGAGGAGGAGCAGGGGGGAGAGGAUGAAGGUCACCCCUCCAAUGGAUCCCUGGCUUCUGUUGAUUCUCCACCACCAGUGAGGGUAAAGAAGCCAUCGAAGAAGAAGUGGAUCGGAGGAAAUAUGCCCACUUCAGCCCGGGGUCAACCUGUGGGGAAAGAGACCCUCCAGCAGGGUCAUGCAGAAGGUGGAUCUGUGGUUCCUCAGCGUCUCUUUAAAGUGAUUAUGGUGGGAAACUCCAGCGUGGGUAAAACGGCAGUGCUGAGACGUUUCUGUGAUGGACACUUUCACUCCACCACCUCUGCCACUGUUGGCGUUGACUACAGUGUACGAACAUUGAAUUUGGGAGACAGUUACGUGGCUCUUCAGUUAUGGGACACCGCAGGCCAAGAGAGGUACCGCAGCAUUACCAAGCAGUUUUUCCGCAAGGCAGAUGGCGUGGUCGUCAUCUAUGACAUCACAGCGGUGGAUAGUUUCAAAUCUGUGCGCUCCUGGCUGGCAAGCAUACAGGAGGCGGUGGGCGACCCCAUUCCUGUCAUGCUCCUCGGAAACAAAUCGGACAUGGAAAACGAUAGGGAGGUGCAGACGAAGGCCGCAGAGAUGCUAGCUCAGGAGAUGCAUCUGUUGUUCAGUGAGUGCAGUGCAUAUACUGGAGCUAAUGUGCUUGAGGCCAUGAUACAUCUGGCCAGGGUCUUGAAAGAACAGGAGGACAAGGUUUGGGUCAACACCGUCAGUCUGGUGAAUCAGCCAUUAAAGAGGAAAUCCUGCUGCUAGUGACCACAAAAACACUCACACACACCUCUGGAUAUCUGAUGUGUUCAUCUUACUUGAAUCAAAAAUUUCAAGUGUAAAGAAACACCCUAAAGUGCAUUCAAUAGCAGCCAGGUCUCACGAAAUGUCGUUAUAUAGUCACGUAUUUUUUGUAUUCUUUUUUCGG
Messenger RNA from Misgurnus anguillicaudatus (oriental weatherfish), 2826 nucleotides. It is a transcript of the gene cracr2ab, whose product is annotated as calcium release activated channel regulator 2Ab. NCBI's taxonomy places the organism in Eukaryota, Metazoa, Chordata, Actinopteri, Cypriniformes, Cobitidae. Gene Ontology annotation, molecular function: calcium ion binding; GTPase activity; GTP binding. The record is from RefSeq and is a predicted model, not a curated record.